CGUGUCCCUCUUUUGGGUGACCCACCAGCAGAGUCGAGUGCAUCCUUUUUUUGGUGGGGGGCGCUUUUUUUUUUUUCCCUGCAGGGAGGAUACACCUAUCGUCCUGCGGUGCAGACAUGUUGCUCGAACACCCGAGUUCGAGUUGUCAGAACGCCAAUUUCUCUCGCUACAGUGCAGGCCAAGAGAUCCCGGUGUGUGCAGGCUGCAACCAGCACAUUGUGGACCGCUUCAUCCUCAAAGUGCUGGAGCGCCACUGGCACAGCAAGUGCCUCAAGUGCACCGACUGCCAGACUCAGUUGGCCGACAAGUGCUUCAGCAGGGGGGACAGCGUUUACUGCAAAGAGGACUUCUUUAAAAUACACAUUCUGAUGAUCAACCUUGUGUGCCAAAGGAGGUUCGGAACCAAAUGCGCGGCCUGUCAGCAGGGCAUCCCGCCCACGCAGGUGGUGAGGAGGGCUCAAGACUUUGUUUACCACCUGCACUGCUUCGCCUGCAUCGUGUGCAAGAGGCAGCUCGCCACGGGGGACGAGUACUACUUGAUGGAGGACAGCCGACUGGUGUGCAAGGCCGACUAUGAGACCGCCAAACAGAGAGAAGCCGACUCGACGGCGAAAAGGCCGAGAACGACGAUCACGGCCAAGCAGCUGGAGACCCUAAAGAACGCUUACAAUAAUUCUCCGAAGCCGGCCCGCCACGUCCGAGAGCAGCUCUCCUCCGAGACGGGCCUGGAUAUGCGGGUCGUGCAGGUUUGGUUCCAGAACAGGCGGGCUAAGGAAAAGAGGCUAAAAAAGGACGCCGGACGCCAGCGAUGGGGGCAGUACUUCCGAAACAUGAAGAGGUCGCGAGGAAGCUCCAAGUCGGACAAAGACAGCAUCCAAGAGGAGGGCAUGGACAGCGACGCCGAGGUGUCUUUCACAGACGAACCGCCCAUGUCCGAUCUAGGCCACACCAACGGCAUCUACAGCAGCAACUCUCCCGCCAUGGGGGGCCGCCCAGGGACCACCAACCACGCCUCGUUUCCCUUGGAGCACGCCGUCAUGCCCUCCCAAGACCAGUUCCACGACAUCCGCUCCAGCAGCCCCUACGGCCUCCCGCAGUCGCCGGGGUCCCUGCAGGCGCUGCCCCGACACCAGCCUCUCAUCAACAGCUUGGUCUACCCCGACUCGGGUCUUUCCAUCCUGACCCAAGGCGGCGGGGGCAUCAACCCCGGCGUGAGGGUCUCCAUGGGCGCCGCCAACGGCCCCAGCUCGGACCUCUCCACCGGAAGCAGCGGGGGAUACCCGGACUUCCCGGCAAGUCCUGCAUCCUGGUUGGACGAGGUGGACCACGGCCAGUUUUGAUCCCUUGAUAAGAAACAAGACUUUUAUGAUAGACUGUUUCCUUUCGAGCCUUCAUUAAGGACUAGUGACUGGUGCGGUCUUUGGAUGGAGAACUUCAUCAAAAGCGCUAAUUUCCACAGAUAAACAUUGCCGUUUCAAAGACAACGUGAAGACUGCUUCCUCCGAUUCCUUGUUUGUGUUGUCGUCCACGAUGUGUUCAGGUGCAGAAGUCUUUCAAUGUCUGGUCGUUGCCAAAUGUCAAUAUAAAAAUAUAAAUAUAUAAACGGUUUGUCAUUGUGGAGACUAUUUUUAUACCAGCCGCUCGCAGGACCGUGAAAGGAGGAUCCAGCAAAGGAGGACUUUGUACAUUCUAUAGACGUAGAAGCCAGAUGGUCCACUGACAUCACUCUAUGCAUUUGUGUGUCUUGUUCUACUCCAAACAAAAACCCCCGAGGAGGUGCUUACCCCCGCGCCCCGGGGCUGUGAUGUAUAUGUUUGUUUAUGUGGAAAAUAACUUAUUUAUUCCUUCUGGUGAUUGCCUGCUUAUUGUUAUGAUCAUGACUCCAAAUUAAUGAUGCAGGACUUUAAUAAAU
This is a messenger RNA of Nerophis ophidion (straightnose pipefish), 1912 nucleotides long. RefSeq names its product LIM homeobox 3 (gene lhx3). Gene Ontology annotation, cellular component: nucleus. The record is from RefSeq and is a predicted model, not a curated record. Lineage: Eukaryota; Metazoa; Chordata; Actinopteri; Syngnathiformes; Syngnathidae. The coding region runs from base 117 to 1340 and encodes 407 amino acids. Gene Ontology annotation, molecular function: RNA polymerase II transcription regulatory region sequence-specific DNA binding; DNA-binding transcription factor activity, RNA polymerase II-specific. The transcript is spliced from 6 exons. Gene Ontology annotation, biological process: regulation of transcription by RNA polymerase II; neuron differentiation.